AUGCUCUCGGCAACUGCUCUCAAGCACCUCGGCACAGCACGAACCACCCUGUCCAGCAGCACAUCCACCGCCGCCGCCGCCGCCGCCAGCAGCACCCGCCUCAUGAGCAACACGGUCCGUCCCUCGCCGGUGCCGCUCGUGGUAUCGCCUAAGUAUCUCUCGCCGCUUCUCCAGGAUGCCUCGUCCUCCAACGCAGUGAGGGUGCUCGAUGCCACUUGGUUCAUGCCAAACGUCCAGAGAAACGCGCGCGACGAGUUCCAACGCGGCCCACGCCUUCCGGGAGCCCUAUUCUGGGACGUGGACAAGGUCGCCACCACCGGCGAGACCGUCAGAAACCUCCCGCACAUGAUGCCCACAGCAGAGGUAUUUGCACAGGCCGCGGGAGAGCACGGCAUCUCGAAGGACACUCACGUCGUCGUUUACGACACACAUGGCGUCUUUUCUUCGCCAAGGACGGCCUUCACAUUCAAGGCCUUCGGCCACCCCAAGGUGUCGGUGCUCAACGGCGGCCUGCCCGCCUGGAUCGACGCUGGUUUUGCCGUCGAGGAGGGCCCGGCCAAGGAGCAGACUACGCCGGUCGAGUACCCGGUGCCAACCCUAACUGAGGGCAUGGUGCGCUCAUUCGAGGAGAUGGUCGCCAACGCUAGGCAGGGCGCACGCGGCCAGACGGUCUUUGACGCUCGUCCAAAGGGACGAUUCGACGGCACAGACCCGGAGCCCCGCGCCGGCCUGUCGUCAGGCCACAUUCCUCACUCGCUCUCGCUCCCCUUUUCCACGCUGCUCAACACCCAGACCAGCAGCAAGGAGGCGGGGAAGAAGUACACGACGCUCAAGGAUCAGGUGGAGCUGUGGAGGGUGCUCAGCGACGCGGCCGGCGGCAUGGAAGCGCUCGACAAGCUGCGACAGGGCUCGAGCGGCGGCGAGCUGUCGGCUACCAACACGUGCGGCAGCGGCAUGACGGCUGCGUGCAUCUGGCUCGCGCUCCAGGAGGUUGGCGUGCAGAGCAGCAUCUAUGAUGAGAGCUGGACGGGCUGGGCGAGCAGGGAGAGCGAAGGCGUGCCGAUCGACAAGACGCCCUCGGACGAGUAG
Molecule: messenger RNA, 1089 nt
Organism: Pseudozyma flocculosa PF-1
Lineage: Eukaryota; Fungi; Basidiomycota; Ustilaginomycetes; Ustilaginales; Ustilaginaceae
Exons: 6
Coding region: 1-1089 (362 amino acids)
Biological process (GO): transsulfuration
Cellular component (GO): mitochondrion
Molecular function (GO): thiosulfate-cyanide sulfurtransferase activity
Source: RefSeq, a predicted model, not a curated record